Scomber japonicus (chub mackerel) is the source of this 555-nucleotide messenger RNA. RefSeq lists its product as uncharacterized. The transcript is spliced from 4 exons. The record is from RefSeq and is a predicted model, not a curated record. NCBI's taxonomy places the organism in Eukaryota, Metazoa, Chordata, Actinopteri, Scombriformes, Scombridae. Bases 1 to 555 code for a protein of 184 amino acids. Gene Ontology annotation, cellular component: membrane; cytoplasm.
AUGAACAGAGCCUGGGCUGCGUUCAAGGCUCACCCCUACAUCAGCAACGUGGUGGGAUACACAACGUUGUUUGCCUCUGCUGACCUCAUACAACAGAGCGUGCUUGGUGGAAAAUCUGCUGCAGGCCCCACAUCAGAGGGCUCAGCUGGCAUUGACUGGUGUCAGACGGCCCGUGUGGCAACUGUUGGCUUCUGUUUCCAUGCCAACUUCAACUACCACUGGCUCAGAGGCCUGGAGAGGAUGCUGCCAGGGGGCGGUGUCAAGGCAGUGACAGGGAAAGUUGUGGUGGAUCAGCUGAUUGCAGCUCCUCUCACCAUCAGUGCCUUUUAUAUUGGUUUAAGUUUACUGGAAAACAAAGACGACCUAUUUGAAGACUGGAGACAAAAAUUCUGGACUUCUUACAAGACCGGUGUGGUGUAUUGGUCAACAAUGCAGGCAGUGAACUUUGCCCUGGUCCCUCCAGUGGCGCGGACUGUGUUUCUGGGAGGCAUUGCUCUGACGUUCACAAUCUACCUGUGUCACCUCAGACAGCAGCAUGACCACAAACAUGAAUAA